Glycine soja is the source of this 2142-nucleotide messenger RNA. RefSeq names its product cytochrome P450 71D11-like. The record is from RefSeq and is a predicted model, not a curated record. NCBI's taxonomy places the organism in Eukaryota, Viridiplantae, Streptophyta, Magnoliopsida, Fabales, Fabaceae. The coding region runs from base 105 to 1658 and encodes 517 amino acids. Gene Ontology annotation, molecular function: iron ion binding; heme binding; oxidoreductase activity, acting on paired donors, with incorporation or reduction of molecular oxygen. The transcript is spliced from 3 exons.
CAAAAUAAACCAAAUGAAUCUAUUAAUGUGUGAAGUUUACAGCAAUAGCAGCAGCAGAAACUAGUAGAAAGCAAUAAACGGCAACCAAAAUCCUCUUCUGUAUCAUGGAUUCUGAAGUACAUAACAUGUUGGCCGUUAUCAUGUCCUUUUCCCUCUUCAUCAUUGUGGCACUGAAAAUAGGGAGGAAUCUCAAGAAAACUGAGUCAUCUCCAAACAUACCUCCAGGACCAUGGAAGCUACCUAUCAUAGGGAACAUACACCAUCUUGUUACAUGUACGCCGCACCGAAAGUUAAGAGACUUGGCCAAAACAUAUGGACCCUUGAUGCAUCUUCAACUUGGUGAGGUCUUCACAAUCAUUGUUUCCUCACCAGAGUAUGCUAAGGAGAUAAUGAAAACCCAUGAUGUCAUCUUUGCAUCAAGACCUAAAAUUCUAGCUUCAGAUAUAUUGUGCUAUGAAUCCACAAAUAUUGUUUUUUCACCGUAUGGAAAUUAUUGGAGACAGCUACGAAAAAUAUGUACAGUGGAGCUUUUAACCCAAAGGCGUGUCAAUUCAUUCAAGCAAAUAAGGGAAGAAGAGUUCACCAAUCUUGUCAAAAUGAUUGAUUCGCAUAAAGGGUCACCUAUCAACCUCACUGAAGCAGUCUUUUUAUCAAUAUAUAGCAUCAUUUCAAGAGCCGCUUUUGGCACCAAAUGCAAAGACCAAGAAGAAUUUAUAUCAGUGGUAAAAGAAGCUGUAACAAUUGGAUCAGGUUUUAACAUAGGAGAUUUGUUUCCUUCUGCAAAAUGGCUUCAACUUGUUACUGGUUUGAGGCCUAAGCUUGAGAGAUUGCAUGGGAAAACUGAUCGGAUUCUUAAAGAGAUCAUCAAUGAACACAGAGAGGCAAAGUCAAAAGCUAAAGAAGACCAAGGUGAAGCAGAGGAAGAUUUGGUUGAUGUUCUCCUAAAAUUUCAGGAUGGUGAUGAUAGAAACCAGGAUAUUAGCUUAACUAUUAACAAUAUCAAGGCUAUAAUCCUAGACGUCUUUGCUGCUGGAGGUGAGACAUCUGCAACAACCAUAAAUUGGGCAAUGGCAGAGAUAAUAAAGGAUCCAAGAGUAAUGAAGAAAGCACAAGUUGAGGUGAGAGAGAUAUUCAAUAUGAAAGGAAGGGUUGAUGAAAUUUGCAUCAAUGAACUCAAAUAUUUGAAAUCGGUUGUCAAAGAGACCCUAAGGUUACACCCACCAGCUCCUCUUUUAAUUCCAAGGGAAUGUGGACAGACAUGUGAGAUUAAUGGGUAUCAUAUACCAGUCAAAAGUAAGGUAUUUGUCAAUGCUUGGGCAAUUGGAAGAGAUCCAAAGUACUGGACUGAGCCAGAGAGGUUUUAUCCUGAGAGAUUCAUUGAUAGCUCUAUUGACUACAAAGGCAAUAAUUUUGAGUUCACUCCAUUUGGUUCUGGAAGAAGAAUAUGCCCAGGAAUAACCUUGGGUUCAGUAAACGUUGAGCUAGCCCUUGCAUUUUUGUUGUAUCACUUUCAUUGGAAGCUUCCAAAUGGAAUGAAAAGUGAGGAGUUGGAUAUGACUGAGAAAUUUGGAGCGUCUGUUAGAAGAAAGGAAGACCUAUACUUGAUACCUGUCAUCUGUCAUCCUCUGCAGGGAAGUGGUGCAGGCAAAGAAGGCUGAGUAGGUUUCAUUCCCAGUUUUAAGAAGUCCCAAAAGCUAAAGUAGAUGACACAUCUUUAAUCUGAUGCAAAAACAGUUUGCAUUAUUCAAUAAAUUUAUCAUAUAAAAUAGAUCUUAACUUUCAUCAGAUGCCGCAAUUUCACAAUUUACUAUAAGCUUGGAAAUUUUUGCUCUAUGUCAAAUAAAAAUAAUUAUAAUAAUUCUGGAAAUGCAUGGAAUACAAACCUAAGAGAUGUAAAUUCUUGUUUUAAGAAGGUUAAUAGAGUAUGCUAUACAUCAAAUGUGGUAGCUAAAUAAGCUAUGUUCCUAGUGUAGGAGAAGAGGGAAUUGGAUUGAUUGGUACAAACCAAUGAUGAAUGUCGUCUUUAUAAGUUGUCCUAGCGUGCAUUGAUGUUCCAAAAAAAAAUUGAAUUGAUUGUGUGCCCUACCUAGUAAUUAUUGAGACAUUAUGAGUCUCAGUUAACAUGACUCUGAUUUCAGUAUA